CAGCGCGUUUCAAAAACGAGUGCGUGAAGAAGAAGCGUUUGCAAGUUUUUCAAAACCGUUGUCGGUUGAUUAUUGAGUGCUUUCGGACGAAUAAUUUUGAUUUUUAUUUCGUAUAAUUACUUUCUUCAAGACAAAUCAAAAUGGUACAAGCGGAAAACAUAGAAAAGGUGUACCUGUUUGAGAAGGAUCGAGUCAACAGUUUCAAAAAGUGGCCCUAUUCAAGUGCCAGUCCGUGCAACGUCCAGAAGAUGGCCGAAGCCGGUUUCUACUGGCAGGGUGACGACAAGGAGGACGAGGACACCUCGGUUUGCUUCGUUUGCGGAAAAGUGCUGGACGGAUGGGAGGAAACGGACGACCCCUGGGAAGAACACAAAAAGCACGCUCCUCAGUGCUUGUUUGUCAAGUACGGCCGACCGGAGGCGGAGCUAACGUGUGAAGAAAUGAUUAAUCUUCUGGAGGUCAUACUGAAGGGGCGGAUUCAGAGCAGCUACACUUCGCUGAAAGAUUGCCUCAAAGCCCACAUCGAGAAGAAGCGCAAAGAGAUGACGAAACAGUUGUCGAAGAAUUGAGAGGUUUUGGUUUUGAGAUUUGCGGUAGAUUGCUUGAUGAUAAGGUAAUUUAACUAUAAGGACUAGUUUUGUAAUGGCAGAAUAAAACGUAAGCAUUUUUUGAGACAUA
Molecule: messenger RNA, 678 nt
Organism: Armigeres subalbatus
Lineage: Eukaryota; Metazoa; Arthropoda; Insecta; Diptera; Culicidae
Product: baculoviral IAP repeat-containing protein 5-like
Exons: 3
Coding region: 141-569 (142 amino acids)
Source: RefSeq, a predicted model, not a curated record